This is a messenger RNA of Lethenteron reissneri (Far Eastern brook lamprey), 5009 nucleotides long. Its product is annotated as puromycin-sensitive aminopeptidase-like. Gene Ontology annotation, cellular component: membrane; cytoplasm. The record is from RefSeq and is a predicted model, not a curated record. Gene Ontology annotation, biological process: proteolysis; peptide catabolic process. Gene Ontology annotation, molecular function: metalloaminopeptidase activity; peptide binding; zinc ion binding. NCBI's taxonomy places the organism in Eukaryota, Metazoa, Chordata, Hyperoartia, Petromyzontiformes, Petromyzontidae.
UUGGUGGUGCACUUUCACACACGGGAACGACACGGACGGACACACACAGCACACAACACAAACACACGGACACUGUGACUCCGCCAACAGAUCGGGGUGGUGUGGGGGCAGAAGCGUGGGUUAAAGAGGACGGAGAAAAACCUCGCAAACAAAAGGAGGAGAACCCACUGGUUAAGGGAGCAACGCAACGGAACAACAGUCGGCGUACAUUAACGCAACACACACACACACGGUUAAAAAAAACAACACAAAAUAUAAAUAUUUGUAGUCAUCAUUUAGGUGCAAAAUGCCAGAGAAGAGGCAAUUCGAGAGGUUGCCGACGGACGUGGUGCCCAAGAACUACGAGCUCGUCCUCAAGCCCGACCUGGCCGAGUUCACGUUCGAAGGCAAGGAAGCGAUCGAUGUCGAGGUGAAGCAGUCGACUGGACAGAUUGUCAUGAACUGUGCUGAUAUUGACAUUAUCAGUGCAAGCUUCUGCCAUCAAGGUGGAAAAGAAAUCAACGCGUCUGGGUUUAACUAUGAGAAUCAAGAUGAGCGAGUGACUUUGUCCUUUCCCUCUGCCCUGGAGCCAGGACCCGGGAAGCUGAAGCUGGAGUUUGUUGGGGAGUUGAACGACAAACUCAGAGGCUUUUACCGGAGCAAAUAUGUGGCCCGCUCAGGAGAAAUACGCUUUGCUGCCGUCACCCAGUUUGAGCCAACGGAUGCACGGAGAGCAUUUCCCUGCUGGGAUGAGCCAGCUAUCAAGGCGACCUUUGACCUGUCCCUCAUCGUGCCCCGUGACCGCGUAGCAUUGUCCAAUAUGCAAGAGAUCAAGCGCGUGCCUCAAGAUGAUGAACAGGGCAGCUCCGGCGAGGGCCUGGUGCGUGUGACGUUUGCCCGCUCGCCCAUUAUGUCCACCUACCUGGUGGCAUUCGUGGUGGGCGAGUUUGACUUUGUCGAGGCGCAGUCGUCCGAUGGAGUGCUGGUGCGCGUCUACGCACCCCUGGGCAAGGCCGAGCACGGCCGCUUCGCACUGCAGGUUGCCACCAAGACACUACCUUUCUACAAGGACUACUUUGAUGUUCCCUACCCACUUCCCAAGAUUGACCUGAUUGCAGUGGCAGACUUUGCAACAGGUGCCAUGGAAAACUGGGGACUGGUCACCUAUAGGGAGCUGGCUCUGCUCGUUGAUCCAAAGAACUCAUCAGCCGAGGCCAAGCAGAAGGUGGCCCUCGUUGUGGGGCACGAGCUGGCCCACCAGUGGUUUGGAAACCUCGUUACGAUGGAAUGGUGGACGCACCUGUGGCUGAACGAGGGCUUUGCCUCCUGGAUUGAAUACCUGUGUGUGGACCACUGCUUUCCCGAGUUUGACAUCUGGACACAGUUUGUUUCCACGGACUACGCUCCCGCCCUGGAGCUGGAUGCCCUUGACAACAGCCACCCCAUCGAGGUACCUGUCGGUCACCCAUCGGAGGUGGAUGAAAUUUUUGAUACCAUCUCCUACAGCAAGGGCGCGUCAGUCAUCCGCAUGCUACACAACUACAUUGGGGAUGCGGACUUUCGAAAAGGAAUGCAUCUGUACCUGACAAAGUUUCAGUACAAAAAUGCAGCCACACAGGACCUGUGGGACUGCCUGGAGGAGUCGAGCGGCAAACCCGUGAGCGCCGUGAUGUGCACCUGGACCACCCAGAUGGGCUUUCCCGUGCUGCACGUGACAGCCGAGCAGCAAGGCAAAGACAGGAUUUUGAAAAUUUCACAGAAGAAGUUUUGCGCUGGGGGUGUCUUUUCUGGUGAGAUCUGCCCGCAAUGGAUGGUGCCAAUCAGUGUCUCGACAAGCGAGGAUCCCAAUGCCAUACACACCACAGUUUUGUUGGACAAGCCUGAGAUGACCGUCACCAUCAAAAACAUCGAUCCAAAGCACUGGAUCAAGCUUAAUCCGGGCACGGUGGGGUUCUGCCGCGUCAGCUACACCAGUGACAUGCUCUACAGUCUGAUCCCAGCCAUCAGAGACCUCUCUCUUCCAGCACGCGACCGCAUGGACCUUCAGAAUGACCUCAUGGCUCUGGCUCGUGCAGGCGUUGUGAGUGCAGUGGAGGUUCUCAAAGUCCUGGAGGCCUUCAAGAAUGAGACCAACUACACGGUGUGGAUGGACCUGUCCGGCAACCUCUCAUCCAUUGCCGUUCUUCUCAUCAACACCGAUUUCUACUCCAACUUCCAAGACUAUGUCAUUGACCUGUUCGCACCCAUCGGGACACGGCUCGGCUGGGACCCCAAGCCUGGCGAAGGCCACUUGGAUUCCCUGCUCCGCAGCAUUGCUUUGGGGCGCCUGGGCCGGGCAGGCCACCCUCCUACACUGGAGGAGGCUCGCCGGCGUUUCCACGAGCACACAGAGGGCAAGAAGGUCCUUCACCCUGAUCUGCGCCAAAUGGUUUACGUCACGGUGUUGAAGCACGGCGACGCGGCCGUGCUGGACACAUUGCUGAAGAUGCACAAGCACACGGACCAGCUGGAGGAGAGGGUGAGGAUUGAACGGAUUGUUGGUGCCUCCCCCACUGCUGAGUUGCUCCAAAAGGUCCUCAAUUUCGCCAUUUCGGAGGAAGUACGCUCGCAGGACACGGUGUUUGUGAUUGGGGGCGUGGCAGGCAGCAGCAAGCUGGGCAUGAGCAUGGCCUGGCGCUUUGUUCAGGAGAAGUGGGCCGAGUUAAGCAGCCGCUAUCAGGGCGGCUUCCUGCUGCCUCGACUCAUCAAGAUGACCACCGACAACUUUGCAAGUGAAAAGAAGGCCAACCAAGUCAAGGAGUUUUUUGAAAAAAACCCAACCCCAUCGGCCGAGCGCACGGUCCAGCAGUCGUGCGAAAACAUCCUCCUUAAUGCGGCGUGGCUCAACCGUGACGGGGAAGCCCUGCGAGCAUAUCUGCAGGGUCGCAAAUGUGCACACCUACCACCACCGCCACAACCCCCGUCGCAACCCAGCCACCCCCUUGCCUCGCCACCUGCCACCCCCACCUCUCCCAUCGCCCCCACAUCCCCAACAAAGAAGAAAUAGUGCACACGUACACAUUCCCGGGCCAACGCUGUAGCGCAACUGCAUAAGGUUUUCGCGGUCGUGCUGUAUCGCUCACCGAUGUGUUUUUGGGUUUUUAUCUGCGUGUUGUUUGGCAUGGAAAUAUGUGGCGCAACCCAUUAUGUCGAACAACAAGCGCGGUGCACGCAAAAACACGUCCGAGAACUACACGGAUGUUCUGGCCACUUACCCUAAAGUCCCGAUGAUAUUUGCCUUGAUUGUUUCUGUCUUUUGUAAAUGUUUUUUUUUCUCCCCAUUUUAAUACUGUCUUUGACUGCAGUCAAUUGAAUUGGUAAAAAUUCAAGUUAAUGUCUUGGUUCACUCACCUUGUUUGUCCAUUCUAGGAAUUGCAGAUUGAACAGGUCUGGCGUUAACAAUUUAUUCGUUGAACGGAUGUGUAUUUCCAACUCCCUGGGGACUAAGGUAUAGGCAGAUAUGGGAACAUAUGGAAAAUUAGUUAUGCCGUACACAAACAGGUUACUGGAUAAACAUGAAGUGCAAACUGCUGUAAAACAAUAAAAAUGCUUUACUGUACUUCUUUCGAAGUAAGCGAAUGUAUGUGAGAAUGAUAACAUUACUGAGUGUGAAACUCAAAAUUUGUAACAUCUAUGGAAAAAAUAUGGUUACACCACGUGCAAAUGGUAUCAAUGGGUGUGGGCAGUUAAUUGGGAAAAGUGGAAUGCGUGACGGUGGGAUAUUCAACGUACUUACUGUGUACACUUUACAUUUCCUUUUUGUGCAGCUUAAAAAAUAUGUUGGUCUGUGCUUGCAGCUGGGCAAGUGAACCUGGAUAUUAUUUUGAAUACUGGAAAUGGGAUUCAGCAAAAGCCAACUUACCUUGUGUGUUGAUUCACAAAUGUAAACACCUAUCUUUUGACCAGUGUCAUCUCUCCUGCAACUGAAUAGCCAUAUUUGCGUAUAUACGCUGUAUAUAAUUAUACAUAUACAGAGUUAUUGUCUCUUACCUUGUAAGGUAUAUUAGAUAGGUACACUGUGCAAGAAGCGAUUUGGCCAGAAGUGGUAGGUGUGCAAAAGUGGUCGCACGAAAACGGGGACGAGAGGGUGUAAAUGAGUGUAAGUUCAAACGUCACACGAAUGUUGAGUGCUGGCAAGCAGCUGCUGCAGGCGAGUAUAAGUGGCAGCUCAAAAGGAAAUGCUGAUUGCGCACUGAUUAUUCGUUGAAGCAGAAGCUUCUCGCCUAUAUAUAUGUCGGCCGCUGUACGGGGAGAUAACAGGUUGCUUGGAGAAGGGAGGGUGCAGUGAAUGCUCAAGCAACGAGAUUUGUCGACUUAGCAGUUUACGUACAUUGGCUUGUUCUCUAUUUUAAUGAAGAGUUUAUAAACAUGGAACAGCAAAACGUUUUUAGAAAAUUGGUGACUUUUUUUUCCCUUUAAGCUUGUCACUUGGAAGGGCAUGUUGCACCAAAUUUGCGACAUUAUACAACAGUCUUGAUGUUAUUUCUCCAUGUUUUGCUUGCUUGAUGGGAGCAGGGAGGGCAAUCGAUGGGCUUUCUUUGCAACAACGCCGCGGUUGACAAAGAAAAUAUAAAUUUACCACUACCAAGGGAUGGUGCGAAUAGUGAUCUUAUGCUUUAUCAUACCCGAUGCAAACUCUACUUUGCAUUCAUCCAUCCAUUGCUUGUGAUCAGUCUCGCGACAGCAGCUUCACAUGCAAAGUAAUAUUAUUUCACACAUUCAUGGUGUUAAAAAUGUAAUGCAUUUAAAGUGGAAUUUUAUCAUUGGGUUUAAAUGAAAGAAUAGGGGUUUAACCGCAUUUAAAAAUAUAUAUACACUUAUAUUUGCAGCCUGUUGUUAUUUUGACUUUCUUUUGAAUCGUGAUUGUUCAACAUUUGCUAUGGUGCAUGUUUAAGGUUUUUUUGUAAUGGUGAUGCCUUUAUGGAGAAUAAUUUAGUAAAAUUGCUAUGUUCUGAAUUAUGAUGGAAUGAAAUAAAAAGAUUAAAUUGUCA